AUGUCCGACACCGAAGGAAAACCUCUGGCCCUCGUGACCACGGGCGGAGGACUCAUGGCAGGCGGAGACAACUCAAGAGGGGGUUCUGCUGCUGGAGGUGGUGACACCCCUGCUGGCGGAGUCACUCCGAGUGGAGGUGACGCCAAACCUGACAUACCAUCCGAGUCUGAAGAGCCCAACCUGAGUGACAUACGAGGAAAGACUGCGACGAUCGUGUUGAAUGAAGAUGCUAAGAAGCAGCAGGAGAAGUACAACAGAGGAAAUCUCGCCGCGAAGUAUGUACUCUUGAACUCGAUUCACAGCAACAUCGUGGUUAAUCUGUUCUAUGAAAAUCUGGAGUACAUGUUACGAAUGGAUAUACAGCCGGACGGACCGAACUCGGACCCACUCUGGAAAAAUAAAGUGAGGUUUCUCCGUGCCCAGCUCACGCGAUCAAUCAAUAGAAUCGCAGAGUUCACCUCGAACGAGGAAACCCAAGACCUCGAGGAGGCAUGCGCCUUGGAAACAGACCUGAAGGUAGCUCGCGAGAACUAUACGGCAGCUUUCGAGACAUUAUCAGCAGCCCCAGAAUUCUGCGAGAACACUCAGAAGCUGGAGGAGGAAUUCGAUAAGCACAUGAACUGGCAGGAAACGGGAACCCCUCAGCCAACGCAAGUGGAGACCCCAAAUCCGACUUCGGAAACCUUCUACUCGGAGUACCAGGAAAACUCCGAACAACCGGAGAACAGUCAACCACCUCCAGAUCAUCAGAAUCCAAUGUGGCCGGUAAAAAAUCCGGAGAAGAAAGUGCCCAGGUACAACGGCGACCCGAUCAAAUUCAACGAAUUCUGGAAGUUGUUCGUCUAUUACGUCGACUCGCGCCAGAUGGACAUCACGGAGAAAAGCCGUAUCCUAAAAAACUCGCUCCAUGGAAAGGCCCUGUCAGCAGUCUGCCACUUGGAAAUCGGGGAGGAAUCAUACGAUCUGAUGAAGGACACCAUAUCGGAGACUUUCGGGCAUAGCAACGCCGCCAAAGAACAGCUUUCGCAGAGACUGCAUUCGCUAUGCAAUAUGAAGGACCUCACGAAACCAAGCAAGUUUAUCCAUUUCGUUUCUCUUUUGGCUCAGAAUCUACGUCAGCUAGUAGCCCGCGGGGACACCUUCGAGUCCCUCUCGACAUCUUUCGCGCCAUUAGUUCUCUGUAGCAUUCCGUACGAUCUUCGGGUUCAAUUCGAUUCUCUGUGGGACAUGAGAACGUCAGAGGAGACCUCCCGCUUGGAGUCUCUAUUACAAUUUCUAAUCCGCAAGAAACGAAUCUAUGAGGAAUCCGACUGCCAGGGCACGUUCCUGAACCGGGGAAGAGAUUCCCAGGAUCCGCAACCGAGAUCCAGAAACGAUAGACCCGACUCGAAGGAGGAUUCGAAUAGAAAUUUCGGUUAUAAACAUAAGACUCAGUUUUCCUUCGGUGGGACCACCAAUCAGGUGGACCACUCUUGCGUCUUCUGCGGUAAGGACCACGAGAGUUCAAAAUGCUCGGUAAAAAUGUCACCUGAGGAUCGGAAGAAGCGAUGCACAGACCAGAAAGCCUGUUUGCGAUGCUUGCGUAGAAACCACAGAGCGAAAACCUGUCGCGCUAGAGUAGAUAAUUGUUCGAAAUGCGGCGGUCGCCACUCCAGCCUGAUCUGCGGAGGCUCCGCCGCGGGACCUUCGGGCACCCAGUCCGGGGGAUCUUCGGGAGGCUCAAACUUCCAGGUCACGGCUGCGGGUUGUCUCCCUCAAAACUCAUCUUCGGCACAGCUCCUCCGAACCGCCUAUGUCUAUGCGGUUAACGGUUCCAAGAGAAUUAUCUGUAGGGUGCUUCUUGAUCCCGGAGCCAUGCGCUCGUUAAUUUCAGAUCGAGUGGUAAAGGAACUCGGUAUCGAGACCACGGGCUCGGAGAUCAUAAACAUUCACGGAAUCGCGGGGACAGUAACGGAGGUAAAAAAUAUGAGAACUUGCAAGAUCAAACUCCAAAGCAGAUUCUCAGAGAGCUGCGUUAAAAUAGAAUGCCUCUCAAUCCCUCAAGUCAUCAAAGGCGCCAUUCCCUACGCUGCUGCGUUCAAAGGUUUUCACCCAGCGGCAGAUCAGCGGGAAUCCGGCUUCCCUGAUGAGAUAGAUAUCCUCAUAGCGAAUGAUUGGUUACAUCUAAUCUACGUUGGUCAGGAACGCGUAACUAUUACGAGAAUCGGCUCCAUGUUCGCGUGCCCCACAAUUUUCGGCUGGGUUUGCUACGGCUCCGAUGGCUCAAACAAAAUCCACCAUUCGGUUUUCACGUCAUCGGCGGUUAUUCAGAACGUCGUAGCCGCAUCAGCUAUCGUGGGAAACCCCACAGUAAAGAAGAAAACCACUCCUACGGACCUCGAACACCUCUGGGACACGGAGCUCCUUGGGAUCGAGAAUCCCCUCCCAUCAGACGAGGAAAAAAGUCAGGAAGAAUUAAUCAAGUUCUUCAAAAGUUCGGUCGAGUGUAUGGAAAAUGGUCGUUACUCCGUCUCGCUCCCGUUCCGGGAUAACAUAAAGACUCUCGGAGACAAUCAAAAGAUCUCAUACUCUCGCCUCCUCGCGUUCCUCAAGAACGCGAAAAAAGAUCCCUCGCUAUUAAAAGCAGUAGAUGCGGAAAUCCAGAAAUACAUUGACUUGGGCUUCGCAGAGCUGGCCUCCCCAAGGGCGCCCGGAGAACCCGCCCACUUCCUCCCACUCUUAGCGGUAGCGAAAAAGUCUCUGUCAAAUACCCAGGUCCGGAAGGUUAGGAUCGUGAAGGACUGCGGUUGCCGCUCGAAGGACGAGGCUUCACUCAAUGAUGUUCUCGAAACAGGUCCGAACCUUCCACCGGACAUCCUCGCGGUUCUCAUGAAUUUCCGCAAACAUUCGAUCGUGAUAGUCGCAGAUGUACAGCAAGCCUUUAUGCAAACGCUGACAAACAAGGAUCAUAGGAAGUUUUUGACAUUCUUCUGGCCCACGGGCGUUUCCGAAAAUCCGAAUGCUCCAAUUAAAGAGUAUUGGCAGACCGUCCUGGAUUUCGGUCUAUCAUGCUCUCCAUUCCUGCUCUGUCAGGUGCUCCGACAUCACCUCGAUCUCAAUAUCGAAAAGACGCCCGGGAGCGCAAACAUUCUGCGAGACAUCCGGGAUACGUUCUUCAUGGACGAUUUCUGCACGGGGGGCUCAUCCGUCAGAGACGCGAAGAACGCGGUGAAGCUGGUGGUUUUUACGUUUACGUUUUUACGAAAGGUCACUUCCCUCUCGACAAGUGGGCGACUAACUCCAGAGAACUCGCAGAGUUCAUUUCGCAACUAG
Messenger RNA from Galendromus occidentalis (western predatory mite), 3312 nucleotides. RefSeq lists its product as uncharacterized. The coding region runs from base 1 to 3312 and encodes 1103 amino acids. NCBI's taxonomy places the organism in Eukaryota, Metazoa, Arthropoda, Arachnida, Mesostigmata, Phytoseiidae. The record is from RefSeq and is a predicted model, not a curated record. The transcript is spliced from 4 exons.